Papilio machaon (common yellow swallowtail) is the source of this 1565-nucleotide messenger RNA. It is a transcript of the gene mRpL11, whose product is annotated as 39S ribosomal protein L11, mitochondrial. The coding region runs from base 93 to 683 and encodes 196 amino acids. Gene Ontology annotation, biological process: translation. The transcript is spliced from 4 exons. The record is from RefSeq and is a predicted model, not a curated record. Gene Ontology annotation, cellular component: mitochondrial large ribosomal subunit; ribosome. Lineage: Eukaryota; Metazoa; Arthropoda; Insecta; Lepidoptera; Papilionidae. Gene Ontology annotation, molecular function: large ribosomal subunit rRNA binding; structural constituent of ribosome.
CAGCUGACAGCUGUCAUAGUUGAUUGACGUUUAUUUCAUUGUAGCAAUUUGAGGUUAGAAAAAUAUAAAAACAACGACGAACGAAACUAAAUAUGUCUAAAUCAGUUGCUAGAUUAAAAUCAAUGAAAAAAGUAGCUGAUAAAAUAGACCAUUCGUCCAAAUUAAGAACCAAUGUACCAGCCGGUAUGGCCGCUGCGGGACCCCCUUUAGGUCCUAUGCUGGGACAGCGUAAUAUAAACAUAGCAGCCUUUUGCAAGGAUUUUAAUGAACGCACUGCUAACAUAAAGCCAGGCAUACCAUUGCCUACGAGAGUCAAAGUGAAUUCUGAUCGAUCUUAUCAACUUACCAUUCACCAACCUCCAGCUUCGUAUUUCAUAAAGCAGGCUGCUGGUGUCAACCGAGGUGCUAUGCAUCCUGUAAAUGAGAUAUGCGGCAAAAUAACACUGAAACAUAUUUACGAAAUUGCAAAAAUUAAAUCACAGGAUCCACCUUUGGAAUGGAGGCCAUUACAAGAAAUAUGUACAAUGCUUAUAGCUACAGCAAGAACAUGUGGUAUUGAAGUUGUCCGAGACCUAGAUGCUAAGGAAUAUGGUGAAUUUCUUCAAGAAAGAAAACAAAUAAUUGAAGAGCAAAAGAAAAUGUUGCAAGAAAAACGUGAAGCUAAAAUGUUGAGAACAGCAUAGGUAAUUUGUUGUUAGUUAUAUAUAUAAUUUGUAGGUAUUGUAAAUUUAGAUCAAAUAAUAAAAACACAGUAAUUCUUAGUAAGUGUUUUAUUAGAUAUGAACUAUGACACUAAACCAUUUAUGAGAUUUAUGUAUUAUGCUAUGGACAAAGAUAAUAAUUUCAUUUAAUUAUUGAUCAAUUUUUAUAAGAAAAUAAUUGGGAACUAUAAGAAUGUUGCUCAGUCUACAGUUUACAACUAAAGUUAGUACUAAAAAUCAACAACACUAACCACAACACUUGAUAGAAUAUAUUUAACGUAGAAUACCACUGCUGUAACACUUGUAUGUAUACAGUAACGAUUUUAGCUAAUAGCGCCUUCUUUUAUUUACCAUACUUUUGGAGUGUGAGUUUGGAUUGUAAGACUGUCAUAUAUAGAUCUGUGGCGUCCCUUUCUGUUCAGUGGCCUGUGCAAUCGCCCAACCGCGUCACACAGGCAGUGUUAACAUAGUUCAACAAACUUAUCUGGGCCGAUUAGAGGUGCUGCUAUUGCAGUUGCUUUUGUCACAGAGUAUAUAAAACCUACAUAGGCACAGAAAAUGACUUAAAAGAAAAAAUAUGACAAGACAGCUACAGUAUGAUCUUGUGACAAUUUUUUGACAUCGAUAAGGGGCGCAAGUGAGCUAUCGUUAUUUUGACUUAUGCCCACCAGGUCAGAUAUCUUUGUUGGUCUAUCAAAGUGUUACAGCAGUCUAAUUUCACGGUUAAGAUAACACUAUAUACAAGCAUAAUUUAUUGAGCACCUAAAUUACACCUGUCAACAUAAUAGACUCAUUUUGACACACAUAAUAAACAUAUUCACAUGUCACUUACAGAUUUGUAACAUAAAAUUAUAACAAAUAGUA